Messenger RNA from Pogona vitticeps (central bearded dragon), 1585 nucleotides. The record is from RefSeq and is a predicted model, not a curated record. NCBI's taxonomy places the organism in Eukaryota, Metazoa, Chordata, Lepidosauria, Squamata, Agamidae.
UGCGUACGAAAAAUGUUGGCAAAACAAUAUGGGAAUAUUUAUACUCUAUGGAUGGGACAUAUGCCUAUCGUAGUGCUCUCAGGCUUCCAAGCUGUGAAAGAAGGACUGAUGGACCAUUCGGAAGAAUUUUCUGAGCGACCACUGACUCCUUUUCUUGAAGCUGUAGGAAAACAAAAGGGUAUUAUUUUUUCCAACGGCCACACCUGGAAGCAGCAGAGACGGUUCGGUUUGGUUACUCUGCGGAAGCUGGGACUGGGGAAGAAAGGCAUGGAGCGCCAAAUAGAAGAGGAAGCCCAGCAGCUGGUGGAGACUUUCGCACGUGCAAAGGGGCAGCCAGGUGACCCCUCAUUGCCCAUUGUCAAUUCUGUCUCAAACGUCAUAUGUGCCCUGACCUUUGGACACCGGUUUGCUCUUGAAGACAAAAACUUUCAGAAACUGGUUGAAGCUGUUGACAGCAGCUUAAAAUCUGCAGGUACCUUUUUUCAUAUUAGCAAGGAUGAUCCUGACUCUGCCUUUAAUGAAGAAAACCUGGCUCAAUGUAUCCAUGACUUCUUUAUCGCUGGAACAGAAACGACUGCUGUUUCUCUGAGAUGGGCACUGCUCCUCCUGACAAGUCACCCAGAAAUCCAAGAUAAAGUCCACAAGGAGUUGGAAGAUGUUUUGGGUUCUUCUCAUCUCAGUUCCUAUCGAGAUUUAAAGAGACUCCCUUACACGAACGCGGUGAUUCAUGAGAUGCAGAGGGUCAAAUACGUCUUAAUUCUUGGGGUCCCAAGACAAUGUGCGCAGGAUGUGAACAUGCGUGGUUUCCUCAUUCCCAAGAGCUGCUUCAAGACUGGUCAUCUCAUCUUCUUGACCAGCCUGCUGAGGACUUUCCGUUUCCAGCUGCCGGAAGGAGUGAAAGAGCUCAACCAAGACCCUGUUCCAGGGUUGUCAACCCCCCCCUUUCCUUAUAAAAUCUGUGCUGUUCCACGCAAUAAUUCCUUCUAAAAAGUGCCUUCUUUGUUAUUGUAUUCCCGCCCCAACUAACUGUUCGUUUAAUCUAAUAUUCACCCAUGAAUUCUUCUGUUUGUGCAGUCCUAAUGCAUGAAAUACAUGUAUAACUGUUAUGUUCUUUCCCCUCUCACGCAAUACCAGAACCAGGGGACAUCCACUCCAACGGAGCGUUGGGACAGUGAGAACAGACCAAAGAUCUGUCUCGUGUCUCCCCCCAACGAGCUGGUGAAGGGGGUGGAACUGAGAGAAGAACCUCCCCAGAAGGAUUUAAAAACCAAAAAGGCUCCUAUGGGGUGAUAUGAUCUUUCAAAUAGCCCAGAGCCAAACCAUAUAGGGCUUUAGAGCUAAUAACAGGCACUUUGAUUUGGCCCUGGGAACAAACCGGCAGCUGGGGAAGCUCUCAGUACUUAAUUAAGGUUGCCACAGUUGCCUGGCAUAGAGCAAAUAAGCAGAUAGAGUAAAAACAAAUCUAAGCAAGUAUCAAAAUAUAGUUACAGUUAACAGUAACUAUAAUAAAGUAAUAGAGUAGUCCUAGAACGAGCUGGAAUUUUCAGCCUGUAUACAAUAUUGAAACUGCAACGUCUACGUUGGC